AUGAAUCUUGAGGGUCACAAGACGACUGCUCUUGCUUCUACGACUAGUGAGUCCUGCAUUGUUGACGUUAGUUCUGCGGACGUGGUGAUGCAGGAUUCAACGGUCGAGCAGAACGACUCGCGGACGACAACGACGAGGCAAAGCAAUGUGUUAGUUGAAGGUCGUGGAGAACACCAACAAAAUUUUGGACUCCGGAAUGCGCAAAGUAGUGAUGCUACGAUGUCUAUUAAGGCUAGAUUUUAGCUGUAGUAGGUGUCUCUAUUAAUUACUGUCAGUACUAGUAGGUGUUCCUAUUAAUUACGUGUCUAUUAAGGCUAGUUUUGCCUUUCAUCUUAAGGCCAAAGGACAUAGCUACUAACGGGGCAAGCGAACCCGAACACCAAAAGCCUACCGCUAAGUCUAGAUCGCGAACGCUGAAGAAGGAAGCGUCGGAGCGUGCGAUGGCUAGUGUCGGUCGAGUGAUGCCUUCCGUUUCGCCAACCUCACCGCUUGGUCGCGCAUAUCAGAAGCACGAACGUGCAAUACAAAUGAGCCAGCAAACGCUGACGGAAUUGCAAAGUAACUAUCGAAAUUUGUCGUCAGCUGCUGUUUCCCCCGGGCCUCGUUUGAGGGACAUGAGGACGAAACAAAAUCAGGUGGAUGGCACCUUAGCCACAAGCGGACAAGUUGAAGCGCCGUCCUCGGGAGUAUCAAAUCAAUCGUCGAUCGUUCAUCCAGUGCAGCACACUUGUGGUGCUGGGAGCAAGAACAGUAAAUCUGCACAGCGUGUCACAUGCUCUGCGUCUUCCAGUCGUGUGUCACCGAGGAACCGAACGCGCGCCACCUUCUACUCUCCUCCGCGCCGAGCUGCCGUGUGCUCACCGCGGGGUGCUAGAGUUUCUCCGUCGGCUGGAAAGCUGAAUCAAAGAGACAUCGGAGGAAAUAAUCAUGAUCUGGCAUGUAGAGAAAAUCUGUCUCACAACGCACCCGGUGCUCUCGUUGAUCACAGUGCAUUUACAACGACUGCUCCUGGCCCGAAAAUUAGUAAAUAUAUGGGUCAUGAGCCCGCCGCGGCCACUUCUACUACGUCUACUUAUUCUUCCAGCAUUGCCAUCAACAAGAACAAUGCACGCAGUGUUGCUUUGGGCCAGCGCAAGGUGCGCACGUGUCCGCAGAGUAGGCGCAUCUCUCCCGAAGUGAGUUCGGCACAAAGGCGUGCAGCCACCCGUGGCGCGGCGCGGGAGGAUGUCGGAAAUCCGGUUCUGAGUGCAGGACAGGUUCGCUGCGACAGUAUUCCUGGAGAAAACGAUGAAAGCACACAUCCUCGAGGAGAUGGAGGGGGUUCUUUGCUCUCAUCUGGUGCCAGACAGCGAGCGUUCUGUGAAGAAAACUCAGGCGCCACGCCGUUGCAGCGCCAGCCUGGACAUGCCGUUGCAGCGCGUAGUAGUACGCUGAUGUUUGGACAGCACCAGUUGGGCCAGUCCAGUCAAGUAGGGGUCGGCAAUGAAGGACCGCGCGCGCGUGUGUUUCUAUCUCCUCAACGUAGAGGGGGGGCGCCAGCAGUAUUCUCGUCUACGUCCACGACAGCCGCGUCUUCGGUUGCCGCUUCCCCGCAAAAUUCACAUAUCGCAAUGGGCCCUCUGCAUGGAUUUAGGGGAAACGGGCCAGCAAGAGGACAGUUCAAUGGACUACCUCCUAGUUCAGCUGGUGGGCGUGCGGCUGGAGGUGGAGCUUCUGGUUUCCAGGCAACCCCCUUCACCACAACAGCUCCUGCUACUUCACGCAACUUUCGGCCUCAUCUGAACGCACCGCCAGGAGCAAAUGGUGAAGCAACAACUACUGCUGUCAACUGUACUGCGGUAUCGGUAAGCGGCGGAAAUAGAGCUGGAGGACCCAGGCAAACAUCACAAGCUCUUCCUCUUGAAAGAGGUCCGAUGAUGUCUACGACCAACAUCACCCCACGCGUAAUGACAACGCAGCUUCCAGCUUCGACACUGGGCAGCAAGACUGCCUCCCUCACUUCUCUAGGAACAGGGAGCCAGAACUUCACGACGUCCUUGCAGAGCAACUAUCCUAUUGUACCGCUUGGGAGGGCCCAAAGUACACGCGAACCUGCACAAAUGCGACCACCCUGGGUAGGGAAGAGACCCUAAGAAGUCGUGACAAUGUACUUGGAAAACGACGAUCUUGGAAUACGAGAAUCAUGUUGUACCACUAGGAUCUUAAUGUACUAUCCAUGGCCAACUAAAAGAGUAAGACUUAUAUAUCUAUCAUUUCCGAAAGAUAUGUGAAAUGAUGGGUUUUUUUUUGGAUUCAUUGCCAAAACAAGACGUUGAUGAAGUACUUCCUUUGGCGAUGUGCAACUAAAGUUGUCGUGGUUUGUGGGACUCCCCACAGCUCCUACACCCAAAGAGUUAAUACUGGUUUCGAAUUUUGAGACAGAAACAUGCAAGAGUCAAGAAAUGUUACUGCUAAAAAAAAUAUGAAUGAAAAGAAUUGAAAUUCUCUCCUUGCUAGA
Amoebophrya sp. A25 is the source of this 2497-nucleotide messenger RNA. The record is from the annotation of a GenBank genome assembly. NCBI's taxonomy places the organism in Eukaryota, Dinophyceae, Syndiniales, Amoebophryaceae.